CGCCACGACACGUGACCACGCUCCACUCGCCCUGCAGGUCGUAACGGUCCGUGGAGUGCGGCUUGUGGCUCGGCUGCCGCGGCGGAGACGAACGCGGAUGGAGUGGACGUGACCGCCCAGAUGGAAGCGGGUCGUGUGGACUUCUACACUGGCCUCUCCCUGGCCGUGUGCUCCAGUCUUUUCAUCGGCGCUAGUUUCAUUCUGAAGAAGAAAGGCCUGCUGCGAUUGGCCAACAAGGGAUCCACGCGAGCAGGUCAAGGCGGCUAUGCGUACCUAAAAGAAUGGCUGUGGUGGGCGGGGCUCAUUUCAAUGGGAGCCGGAGAGGCCGCCAACUUUGCCGCCUAUGCGUUUGCGCCGGCCACGCUCGUUACCCCUCUGGGAGCUUUGAGUGUGCUAGUAAGCGCCGUGCUGUCGUCUUACUUCCUCAACGAGCGUCUGAACGUGCACGGCAAGAUGGGCUGCCUGCUGUGCGUGCUGGGCUCCACUGUCAUGGUGGUGCACGCCCCCCAGGAGGAGGAGGUGGCGUCCCUCAGCGCCAUGGCAGAAAAACUGAAAGACCCAGGUUUCAUUGUGUUUGCUGUGUGCGUUGUGGGAAGCAGCUUGGUGCUUAUCUUUGCCGUGGCGCCGCGCUUCGGACAGAAGAAUGUGCUGGUCUACAUCAUGAUCUGCUCCGUCAUUGGCUCCCUGUCUGUGUCUUGCGUCAAGGGUCUGGGCAUCGGCAUUAAAGAACUGGUCGCAGGGUCCGCCGUACUGAAGGAGCCCCUCUUCUGGUGCUUGCUGGUCUGCCUGGCGCUGUGCGUCAGCAUCCAGAUCAGCUACCUAAACAAGGCCCUGGACAUCUUCAACACCUCUAUCGUCACGCCCAUCUAUUACGUGUUCUUCACCACAUCCGUGAUGGCCUGCUCCGCCAUCCUCUUCAAGGAGUGGCUGCGCAUGAGCCCCGGCGCCGUGGUGGGCACCAUCAGCGGCUUCCUCACCAUCGUGCUGGGCAUCUUCAUGCUGCACGCCUUCAAGGACAUCCCCUUCAGCUGGGACUCGAUGCCCCUCUACCUGAGGAAGGGGGCCCGGGACCUACGCCGGGACCCCCGACCUUACGCGGCCCUCCCCGCCCGCGACAACCCUGCCGAGGGGGAGGUGAAGCCGCCUUUGGGGGGCGGCGCCGCCAAAGAUGGGUGGGCUUCACAACAACAGAAAGACCCCUAAAGAGAAACACAGCAUAUAUACACGGUGGGCAAAAGUAGGUGUACAGUGGGAGGAAAGAAGUCAUUUGGAAUUCGUGAAAUUUCUGCAUCAAUUGAUCACAUUCUUUUUUUCUCCCACUGUACAUUCGGCAUACCAAAAAAAAACAAAAUGCAUUUAUUACAUUCACAGGUUUGUUUUCUCGUGAGCUCCUUCCUGAACUCUAUCCUUCCUUUCUUUCUUCCCUCUCUCCUUUCUUCUGUCGCAAAGGCUUUUUUUUUUAACUGUGCAUCCUUCCUUCCUUUGCCAAAACCCGCUUUUCUGCCUGGCUUGAACCGGGUCGUAACUCGCCAAAUCAUUUGGGGGCCCACGGCAAACAUAGUUACGCUAUAAUGCUGAAGAUAAGAGUUCCUCCUGACAAAUCAUAUGCUAAACCACCAUAUUUGUUUCAAAGAAAGCCCUAUUGUUAAAUGAUGACUUGAAUGAUGAUUUAGUAGUUGCCUCCAAUUAAAUAAAUGCCAUAUCUUGUUAGUUGUAAUAAUUUGAUGGCAUUAUAAAAUAAGUACUGUGACGAAUAUUUUAGGUCAUGAGGUGAGAAAGAGUGAGAAUUUCAGUUCUCGCCACCUGGAAGUUGAAUGAAUAAAUGCCCCAGGUGGCACUAUUUCAAGGAAUAAUCUAUAGGUUCAUUGAUGCAGCGACAUACAACUUAACUUUUUGCUUUAUCUUGUAUUUGCCAAAACUGAGUUUUUUUCCCUGCACUUCAAUCACAUUCGUGGGGAAGUUGGAAUAACUUCCAAUAAUUUUAACAUCUCACAAGACCAAAGAAGAAUGUUCCCCCUGUUGACUUUGUGUAUUUUACAUACAAACAUGCAUGCAUGACUGAAUCAUUUGUAACUUUAUUUCAUACAAUAUGUACAAUCAAACGUUUAACAGUUAAGCACACCUCCAUCCUCAGUCAAGGUGUCGUCUUAAUAUAAACCUGACCUGCAGUGUUUGUGGCUGACGGGCACGUCUUGGAUGUUUGCUUUGCCUCCUAAAAUGUUUUCCGCUUGCAAAAUCUGUUGACAGCCUGUGGCCGCUGAACUGAUUUCCACGUUGACACGAUUAAAAAGAAAUGCUAGCGACA
This is a messenger RNA of Phycodurus eques (leafy seadragon), 2305 nucleotides long. RefSeq lists its product as uncharacterized. The coding region runs from base 121 to 1203 and encodes 360 amino acids. Gene Ontology annotation, biological process: magnesium ion transport. The record is from RefSeq and is a predicted model, not a curated record. The transcript has 6 exons. Lineage: Eukaryota; Metazoa; Chordata; Actinopteri; Syngnathiformes; Syngnathidae. Gene Ontology annotation, cellular component: membrane. Gene Ontology annotation, molecular function: magnesium ion transmembrane transporter activity.